Messenger RNA from Onthophagus taurus, 693 nucleotides. The record is from RefSeq and is a predicted model, not a curated record. NCBI's taxonomy places the organism in Eukaryota, Metazoa, Arthropoda, Insecta, Coleoptera, Scarabaeidae.
AUAUUUAAUAGUGUUGAAUUUUUGUAGAUAUGUAAAACAUUAAAUUCGUCAAGAAGAUCAAAAAAUUUAUUAGAAUCCGAUUCAGUACCAUUUUUCUUAGAAAAAAUGAGAAAAGGUCCCCCCGAUUUAACGAUAAAUCAAAACACGCGCGCUACACCGAUUUAUGGAUGGAUAACGCAAAGAGUUGAUCAUUUCAACCCGAACGAUUUAAGAACAUGGGAAAUGAGAUAUUUAAAAAACGACGAGUUUUAUGAAGACGGAGCUCCAAUUUUUAUAUUUCUCGGUGGCGAAUGGGAAAUUGGACCUAGUUAUUUAAUGACGGGGCAAUUAUAUGAUAUGGCGCGGGAACAUAAAGGAUAUAUGUUUUAUACUGAACAUAGAUAUUAUGGAGAAAGUUUUCCUACAAGUGAUUUAUGCACUAAAAGUAUGCAAUAUUUAAACAUAGAUCAAGCGUUAGCCGAUGUUGUUUAUUUUAUUGAGCACCAAAAAAUCGAAAUUCCAAGUUUAAAAGAUAGCAAAGUAGUUUUAGUUGGUUGUUCUUAUUCGGCAACGAUGGCUACCUGGAUGAGGAUAAAAUAUCCUCACAUGAUUGACGCAGCUUUUGCUUCGAGUGCACCUUUACUCGCUAUUGAAGACUUUUAUCGUACGUUUUAUUUGAAUUUAAAAAUUUGACAUUAAUUUUUGUAUUUUAGA